AUGGCGUCCUCGAACGGAAAAUGGGUCGACACGAGAAUGCUGAAAAUCAUCAGAAGAGCAGUCCAAGAUCAAGCGAUACGGGGCCACGAACGUGAGGAUAUGGAACAAUUCCUCAGCAUCCCUUCUCCAGCGCCUGUGGCUGCGAACUUGCCCACAUCGCCCGUGGCCCAGCACCGUCCGCCCGGCUACAUGGAAGCACGGGACAAAGGGCGAAAACCCUGUUCGACCACGGCAGCCACUGCAGGACCGGUGCUCAGACUCCGGCUCAUCGAUCAGGAGAAUCUCUACGCAUGGCACGAUUCAGACCGGCUCCCCUGGGCUGAACUAUCACGGACAGCCAUCGAGUACCGAGCGAUCGUCGACUACGCCUACUGGUUCGCCACAGGCAAGCCCCUCAGGAUCAGCUCGUCGGGAACAACAUUCGACUGCUCGUUCACCACAAGCCAGCCCCUCAUUACCAGCCCACCAGGCGCCCUCACAACUUCCAGCUCGCCACAGGCUCGCUCCCCGAGAUCAACUCAACGGGGACGACUCCAGGCGAACCCCGGCGUAGGACAAGCCGGGGACUGGAGUCCUACACUGACGCUACCAGAUGCACAACGGGCGAGGGACCGAUCAGUUGGUGAAUCGGAGAAGUAA
Messenger RNA from Letharia lupina, 639 nucleotides. RefSeq lists its product as uncharacterized. The record is from RefSeq and is a predicted model, not a curated record. The transcript is spliced from 2 exons. The coding region runs from base 1 to 639 and encodes 212 amino acids. Lineage: Eukaryota; Fungi; Ascomycota; Lecanoromycetes; Lecanorales; Parmeliaceae.